GGAACCUUCCACACCACGGAGGCAAUGAAAUAUGGGACCAAAAUGGUGGGUGGCGUGAACCCUAGGAAAAAGGGUACCAUGUGGGAAAGCCUAGACAAAAAAUACACUCUCCCCGUUUUCGGAUCAACCAUGGAAGCAAAGGAAAAGACCAACUGUUACGCAUCCGUCAUUUAUGUCCCCCCAGAGCAUGCAAAAAAUGCUAUCAUAGAAGCAGUCGAAGCUGAAAUCCCAUUAGUAGUCUGUAUAACGGAAGGCAUAUGUCAGCAUGAUAUGGUCGAAGUAAAACAUUGCCUAAAAAUGUCGAAGAAAACGAAAUUAAUUGGUCCCAACUGUCCAGGAGUAAUCAAACCAGGGGAAUGCAAAAUAGGGAUUAUGCCAUCUCAUAUUCAUAGUAAAGGGUGCGUUGGAAUUGUAAGUCGAAGUGGAACGUUGACUUACGAGGGAGUAAAUCAAACUACGAAAGUUGGGUUGGGACAAUCUACUUGCAUAGGCAUUGGUGGGGAUCCUUUCCACGGAACCAACUUUAUUGACUGUCUUCAACUUUUUUUGGAAGAUGAAGAAACGAAGUGUAUUUUACUCAUUGGGGAGAUUGGUGGGGAUGCAGAGGAGCAGGUUGCUGAGUGGUUGAUACAGAAUAAUGUAGAUGAUGGAAAGAAGAAAAAGAAACCUGUUUUUGCUUUCGUAGCAGGGAGAUGUGCUCCCCCUGGGAAGAGGAUGGGUCAUGCGGGUGCACUAAUUAGUGGUGGCAAAGGCACAGCUGACGAAAAAAUCAAGGCCUUAAAAAGUGCUGGUGUGCAUACAAUUAUGAACCCGACUUUAAUGGGGCAGGAAAUUUACUCCGUGAUGAACGGCCUCGCGUAG
Molecule: messenger RNA, 861 nt
Organism: Plasmodium cynomolgi strain B
Lineage: Eukaryota; Apicomplexa; Aconoidasida; Haemosporida; Plasmodiidae
Product: succinyl-CoA synthetase alpha subunit
Exons: 1
Coding region: 25-861 (278 amino acids)
Biological process (GO): tricarboxylic acid cycle
Cellular component (GO): succinate-CoA ligase complex (ADP-forming); mitochondrion
Molecular function (GO): succinate-CoA ligase (ADP-forming) activity; succinate-CoA ligase (GDP-forming) activity
Source: RefSeq, a predicted model, not a curated record